This is a messenger RNA of Polyodon spathula (Mississippi paddlefish), 4296 nucleotides long. Its product is annotated as mitotic deacetylase-associated SANT domain protein-like. The transcript is spliced from 13 exons. Gene Ontology annotation, biological process: negative regulation of DNA-templated transcription; regulation of transcription by RNA polymerase II. The coding region runs from base 1 to 3249 and encodes 1082 amino acids. The record is from RefSeq and is a predicted model, not a curated record. Gene Ontology annotation, molecular function: transcription corepressor activity. NCBI's taxonomy places the organism in Eukaryota, Metazoa, Chordata, Actinopteri, Acipenseriformes, Polyodontidae. Gene Ontology annotation, cellular component: histone deacetylase complex; transcription regulator complex.
AUGGGUGGCCUCAUGGACUGUGGAAUUUCCAGGAAGGGAUACUACACUGUAAUUGACAAGAGUCCACAUGGAUCGGAUGCGCCUUAUAUGGACGUGGAAGUAGUUUUUGUUAGUGUGUGUCUUCUCGCCAUGAACGUGACGCCCCAACAAAAGGCAACAGCCAAGAGGACAGGCAAGCGCAUCUCGUUCUUCAAUGAGCAGAGCGGCCCACAGCCCUCACAGCCCCUGGAGGUGCCUUAUUACAGCCUGGGGACUCAGGUUCAAGAACCAACCCAAAGCGAUGGAGAAACACUGCCUGGUUCUGAAGUCCCGAGGUAUCUCUCCUCUGUGAUAUUUAGCCCGGAAAAGGGGGACCGGGCUCGAGGGCACUACCAGCAGACGGUCCCUAUGAAAUGGGGGAUUCCGGAGCAAAGCAACGCUAACUGGCCUCAGGGGGGUGUCGCUGGAGUUUGGGGACAGAACUAUUCUGUCUAUAUGGGCAACAACUUGGAUAUGAACGUCCCUGGUUAUGGCAGUUCGGUUUACUCAAAACUAGGCCAAGAACCUCAACAGCAGCCCAAAAGAGGGCAGGAGAAACAGACUCAAAACCCUGUAGCUGAGCCCUACCGGGAGACUGCUCAAAGCAGGAAUGUGGAAUGGGAGCAGCAGCAGCAGCAGCAGGCCUUGGCCAGGCAGCAAGCCCAGAUUCAGGCCUUCCGUCAUGGACAGAAGCAAGGGGCGGCACCCCCACAACCAGCGGUGGUCCUGCAGCCUUUUCAGCUGGCCUUUGGGCAACAGAAGCAACAGCUGCCACCUGGUUACUUCCAGGUCUUCCAGCCCAAGAGAACUGUUUCCAACAUGGGCUUUGGUGGGCAGCCUACAACACAACAUCAGCUUCAACAGCAAGAACAAAUAAUGCAACAACAACAAUUGCAGCAACAACAGAACCAACAAAUAAUGGAAAGUUUCUACCAGAAUCACCUUCAGCAACAGCAGCUAACAUCCCAGUCUUUAGGAUCUCAGUCCCAUCAACAAGGGCCCCCAGGCCAGUUCCAACAAAGCAGCUUAAACCCUGAACUCCAGAUGUAUCUAGGAGGCUCCCAGCAGACAGAGCUGUCUGCCCACCACCACCCUCAGCCCAGAAGGUCCCGGCGGCUCUCCAAGGAGAGCGCCCCUCCACCUGCAGCCUCGCAGGGAGAGCAGCCAGGGAAUCUGUUCCUGAUCCCGUGGAGCAAGCCAGCCCCCGGUUCUCAGGCUCCCAGUACUCUCUCUGCUGCCCAAAACGGGGCUCUCGAGGCAAAAGUGGCUCCCAAGACAGAAGACGCCACAGGAACUCUCAUUGGAGUCAUCCAGAGUACAAGGAGGAAGAGAAGGGUUUCCCAGGAGGUUAAUCUGCACACUUUGGCUCAGAAAGCUUCUGAGAUGGAAUCCAUUCCCCCUCCAGCAGUAAAGGGGGCUGAGGUGAAGGCCCCAGCACAGGGAGACUCGGUCAGUGUCAAGCGUCAGCGGGAGGAGAGUCUGGUCCCGCUGGUGAUACCGGUGUCCGUGCCCGUUAGGCGAGUGGACCGGCUAUCCCCCGGCAGGGAGCAGGCAGAGGUGGAGGGAUGGAGCCAGAGAGCAGGGCCCCAGGACAGCGCACCGCUCGAACAGAAGGCCUCUGUCAUCGUCACCCGCAGGAGAUCCCUUCGCAAUUCUCUCUCGGAGAGCACAAACCAGGAUGAAGAAGGAACAAAUGAGGAGGAAGCAAAAGCAUGCGCCAAGUCAAAGCGACGUCCACGACCAGAACCCCUCUUCAUCCCCCCUCCCAAGCCAGGCAUCUUCAUACCUCCGCCUGUCUACUCCACCAUCACCCCCUACCAGAGCCACCUGCGCUCCCCUGUGCGGCUGGCUGACAACCCCUUUAGCCUGCCCCCUUACACUCCCCCGCCCAUCCUCAGCCCUGUGCGGGAGGGCUCCGGACUCUACUUCAGCACCAUCCGCUCCUCUGCCUCUUCCAACAGCCUCCCAGCCCCUACUCCUGCCACCCCCAAGUCUGUCACACGCAGCCUGCUCAGAUCCAACAGUUCCGAAAUCACUUCUCCUGUCCUUCCUGUCAUGGGUGAUGCCACCCCCGUCAGCAUAGAGCCACGGAUAAACAUAGGCCAUCGGUACCAGGCAGAAAUCCCAGAGCUGAGAGAGCGGUUGCAGGCACAGCAGGAUGAGCACAAGGCAGACCUGGUCUGGAAACCCCUGCAAGAGCUGGAGACCAAGCAAUUGCACCAGGACACCAUGAGAAGCUUGAUGAGCCUGGCCUGCUCCAGUGCGCUUUGUGGAGGAGGGACCAAUCAGGAGCUGGCUCUGCACUGUCUGCACGAGUCCAAAGGGGACAUCCUGGGAGCCCUGACGCUGCUGCUGCUAAAGAAGCCAAUUUUCCAGAAGAACCACCCUCUUGCAGACUAUCACUACGCAGGGUCAGACAGGUGGACAUCUUCAGAGAAGUGGAAUUUCAAUAAUGGAAUCUCGGCUUACAAGAAGGAUUUCUUCCUGGUGCAGAAGCUGGUGAGGACUAAGACAGUGGUACAGUGUGUGGAGUUUUACUAUACCUAUAAGAAGCAGGUGAAGAUUGGUCGGAAUGGGACACUCAUUUUUGGCGACUCGGAUGGCCUAGAUGGAAGAGACACACAGGAUGAUGCUGAAAUCAAUGUGAAGAGCUCCCAGCGAUAUGGUCCCACUUCGAGGGAAGCUCCGAGACAGGAAGAGGAAGUCAACAGCAAGCAGUGGGAGGACCCAACAAACAGCAUACAGGACUCAUCCCUUGCAAGGGCUAACGAAGUCCUGGUCUUGAGGAGUCAGGAGGUGCAGAGCGUGGAGAAGAAAAAGGAACCACCCCACAGAACGAGGCUGCCGCCUCCACCCCCCAAACCACGCUCAGACCCACCCCCCACAGACAAGAGAAAGACAGGGAUUGUCAACCAAUUGCAAGUGCAGGAACAGGACAGCAUCUUUCCCUGCAAAAAAUGUGGAAGGGUGUUCUACAAGGUGAAGAGCCGCAGCGCCCACAUGAAGAGCCACUCGGAGCAGGAGAAGAAGGCGGCUGCGUUGAGGCAGAAAAUAGCAGAGGAGGAGGAGGAGGAGAAAGCAGCGGUGGCCAGAGCAGAGGCAGCUCAAAGAAACGGCGCUCAAGAGGAUGAUGGCAGCAGCAGCAACAGCAGCAGCAUCAGCAGCAGCAGCAGCAGCAACGAGGAUUCCGAGCAGGAGGGGGAGGAUAAGGAUGAUAAAGACUGGCACUGAGGGGGAAGGUGUCACCUGUAGCCUGGGAAACAAGACAAAAAAAGCGUAGCAGUGUGUAGGGUAACCUUUUGGGAGGAAAAAAAAAAGCAACACAAAAAGACACUGGACCUAAUGUGAUUUUUCUUAUUUCCUCACAAGGGAAGCACACUCCCCACCCCCACACACAUUUUAGGGGUUAACAGACGGUCUUUCUUUAUUUAUUUGUCUAUCCCAGACCUUUUACAGUAUUUGUGCCCAGGUUUUGGGAGGGGGUAAAUAAUUUAGCCACUACCUCUUCCUUCAACCUGUUCUCUCAAAUUUUACAUUUGGUCACUAAUAUCAGAAAGCACACCACAGACUUUGCAGUUCAACCUUAAAUUUACAGCUUCAUCUGACGGUCUUUGUAACAUGCACAAAGCCUAUCAAAGACAAAUGUGUUUCCAAGCAAGGAAAGGAUUAACCCAGUCCAUGUCCAGUCCUUUGCACAGUGGUCCAACUUUGGCAUGUAGAUAUCGCCCCCUUUAUCGGAAAGAGCAGAUGCUGGUUUGAGGAUUACAACCUCAGAGGUUGGUCAGUCUUUGCCAAUGUCGUCCAUGUGGUGGUUUAUUUUUCCCAGUUGUUUCAGAAACUGGACCGAUUUUUCUGGGCAGAAAGCUUUUUUUGUUUGUUUUUUGCUUUCAUCAGAAAUUUCAUUGCAGACUUCAAAACAAAGAAAGUGAUUAAGUACUGCAAAGUGCAGUCUGUUCCCUUUUUUCACUAUCAAUGCCUUGGCUGUUUUUUAAUGCUUUUUUCUGUACAAGACAAUCAAGUCCUAAAUGAUGUUUUAUAGUCAAUACUGUUACUACUGUUCUUAUUAAUUAUUAAUAUUAUUGUUAUAAUUAUUGUAUAAAUCAAGCAAGCAGCUUUUUUUUCUAACAGGUGGCUGUUUUUGUUUGUUUUACAAAAAGGGGUCAGGGAGUAUAAUGAGAAAGAUAGGCCGUGCAAUAUAAAGGACAGUGAGUAGCCUAAUUUCACAGAACAAAAUAAAAGAACCCAAACAAGGACAACACACAAAGACACAUUCAGAAC